Molecule: messenger RNA, 2401 nt
Organism: Lactuca saligna
Lineage: Eukaryota; Viridiplantae; Streptophyta; Magnoliopsida; Asterales; Asteraceae
Source: the annotation of a GenBank genome assembly
AUGGAAUCAUCUUCAUCAUCAUCGGAUGAUUGGUCGAAGGAUUGUAGCACAAUUUUUCUCACAACAAUUGUAGGAGCAGCAAGCCUCAUUUUGGCUGCUGAAGCUGAAAUUUCACUUUCAAGAACAGGAAGAGCGGCUUUAAACAGAGAUCGUGAAGCUGCACACGAUAGUCUAAAUACUGUAAGAUCUUCACCAAAGAGACCAGUUGAGAAUGAUGCUAAUGGGAUGAAUCUAGAGUCAAACACUAGAUCCACAUCUGGAGCCAAAAGUCAAACCAUUGGAGCCAAAAGGCAAAGGAAAACAAACGAAGGGUCAAAAGAUACGGGUUUGCAAAUAAAUGGUCAUCCUCAGACAAAUGUCUUGGCUUCUGAAAAUUUAGCUACAGUCAAUUCUAAAUUGGAGACUGAGAUUGAAAAAUCUCUUUCUAGUGAGCAGCAGGAUGCAUUGAAUUCAAAAAAACGUCCUUGUGCCUUUUGUCAUUCUUCUAGUCAGACAGAGGGAAGUGGACCAUUUGUGUCUUUUGCCCAAGGGAAGGAAGUAGUGGGGUCAUUGGCUAACUUCUCUAAGGUUACACAUGUUCACAGAAAUUGUAUUCAGUGGGCUCCUCGGAUUUACUAUAAGGAUGGAAUUAUUCAGAAUUUAGAAUCAGAAGUGUCAAGGGCUAACAAGCUUAAAUGCAGCAGCUGUGGUAAAAAGGGAGCUGGUCUUGGCUGCUAUAUGGAGACAUGCCAAAGAAGUUAUCAUGUGCCUUGUGCAUAUUACAUUCCUGAGUGCAGAUGGGAUGACACCUAUUUAAUGUUGUGUCCAAAGCAUAGAAAAAUGAAAUUUCCAAGCGAAAUGGAGGCAGAUGAUGGGAAGCAAGACAUUGAGAAAAGAACAUCUACACAUCUGAAUCCCUGCACAACACCGUUGGAUGAUGGACAAAAUUUGGUGUUUUGUGGUUCGGAUCUUUCUACAGAAGAAAAGUGUUUGCUGGUUGAUUUUGCAAGCAAUAAUCAGGGAGUAGUGUUCAGAUACUGGAAACCUAAUGUUACCCAUGUCAUUGCUGCCACAGAUUCAAAUGGUGCAUGCACAAGGACAUAUAAAGUUCUGAUGGCCAUUUUGAAUGGAGUAUGGAUUGUUACUGUAGAAUGGGUAAAAGCUUGUAUGGAAGCUGGGUGUCUUGUGAAUGAAGAACCAUAUGAGGUUCAUCUAGAUACCCAUGGCUGUACUGGUGGUCCCAAAGCUGGGAGGCUAAGAGUUCUAAAUAAUGGUCCAAAACUUUUCAACAAUUUGGAAUUUUACUUUGUUGGGGAUUAUGUAGAAGCUCACAAGACUGAUCUCAAGGAGUUGGUUACAACUGCUGGAGGCACAAUUAUCGAGGCCAGGGAUCAAUUACUGUCAUCAAGUAGUGAUGCAGAUGCAGAUGCAGAUGAAGAUGUGAAACAGGUAUCUUUGGUUGUUUACAAUGCUGACCUUUCAGAUCACUCUGAGUUUGACGAUGAAGAUUCUAUAAGAUUCCAAAGAUUAGCUACAGCUGAGGACAUUGCUCAAGAAUCUCGGUCUCAGAUUAUCCAACAUAUUUGGAUUUUGGAAUCAGUUGCUGCAUGCCGUUUACUGCCUUUUACAUCAGGGGUCCAGUAAUGUCUUAUUAUAACCUCCAUCUUGUGUACCUGUUGUGUUAUGUGGCAGGUGUUUUUUGUCCCUCUAGUAAUGUGUAGCAUAGAUACUCUUAGAACACUAAGAAAACUACUACAUGGGUUUUGGUUGAUUUCUUGUGUUGUGGUUAUGCUUGUACCUCUUAACCCGUCAUUCAGUUGUACAGAUUGAAGCUAUAGUGGAAUAGAAUGAAAAGGGCAGUGGAUCAUGCUAUUAUUUUUCUAGCAAAUAAUAGCAUGUGUUUUUCUGUUUCGGAUAACAUUCACAAAAAUAGCCAGAUUAAUUUGUAGUGAAAUCUUCGGAAAAGUCUCAAUAUUUUACCUUAAUCUACGAAAAAGUCUCUAACUAAAAUUUGUUUACGAAAAAGUCUCAAUUACCGGUAAAAGUGACGAUUUGAUCCGUUUUUUUUUCUUCAGUUUACUGUUUUCAUUAAUUACCUGGUUUUAUUAAAGUCUCAUCAUUUUACCAUAAUUUACGAAUAAGUUCCAAAUUAUGGGAAAAUAAUAGGAUUUUAAUGAAAUUAUGGUAAAGUAAUGUGACUUUAAUGAAACCGGGUGAGUACUGAAACCGAUACACCAGAAAAAAAAGGGGGUCAAAUCGUAAUUUUUACCGGUAAUUAAGAUUUUUUCGUAAACAAAUUUUAUUUUGAGACUUCUUCAUAAAUUAGUAUGAAAUAUUAAGAUUUUUUUGGAAGUUUUCCUAAUUUGUAAAAGCAUUUUGAUCUAAUGCAUAGUUUUUGGUUUUGGUGCAUAAAUAUUUUAUA